UUCUAUGGAUCUAAUGGUCCAACCUUUAUAUUUCUGUAUUAUGAUAAUAUGAUUAUCUGUCGUCGAUGUAUCGAUGAAUCAUUGUUUGUUUCACAAUUCGGUACGUACCAAGUUAAUAAUUACUAGUCAGUUCAAACUUUUGAAGUAACCGGGAAGUAAGACCGUUCGAUUCCGGUUGAACCGAAAUUCUAAGGUAUGGUAAUUUUAGAUCAUAGUAAUAAUAUUACUUAUAGUAUAGUGUAUAGUAUUUAUCUAUUGUUAAGAAAUAUUUUUUGUAUCUAGCUUCUACCAGCAUCUGUCUACUACCUACUUGGUACAAAAUAGGUACCUUCCUAAUGGAUUCCAUGAUAAUUAUUUACCUACCUAUCUAGUCAAUUUGUAAAAUAUUGUAGUGCCACGAAGACAAGAAUAUAUCUAGAGUUAUUUUUUAAUCUUCAUGGAUGUCAAGUGGUACUUGAAUAUUUAUCAAUAAUUAUUAUCAUUUACACAAAGAAUAUUAGUAAAACGCAUACUUAAAUGUUUAAUUUUCUUAAUUGAGAAUAGUUACUAUAUUUAUCUAAGUAAGUAUGUAAGUAGGUAUUAUAGAAUUUGAGAAGUCAAUAAUUAUUGAAUAUAAUAUUCACGAUUAUUAAACCUGAUUUUAAUACCAAUUUUCUGCCAUAUUAAAAUUAUUACCAAAAUAAUGUAAAACUACACAAUUUUGAUGUUUUAAACAAUUUUUCAUGAGUGCAGUUGUGAGUUCAUAUAUUUUCAUAAUAACAUUAUACAUAUAGUUACUUACUCAACUAUUUAAAAUAAAUUUAAAAACUCCUAUAAUAGACAAUAUGUAGUGUUUUAGCCUAAUUAUUUUUACUUAGUAUUUUUACUGUUUUGCCUUUUUUUUUUGGUAUCUUCCUAUAUAAUUAUUUUAACAAAAGAAUUGUCUUCAAUUUACAUUUUAUAGGUAGACGGUUUUAAUAAUAUAAAAAAAAAAAAAAAAAAAAAAAAACAAUACUUCAUAGUUCAUAGUUUUAGUAAACCAGAGUUAUAAAAAAAAUAUUCAGAUCUUUGAAUAAUUUUGAUUUUUAUACUUUAGCGUAAAUGUUAUUAUAUUUAUACUUUUUUGUAUGUGAAAACCAAUUGUGUGCUGUUAGUUCUAACAUUAGGGUGUAUUUGUCUAUUAUUAAACCUAAAGAUAAUAGUACUGUCUAUAUUUGUAUGUUAUUUUUUUGAUAUUUUAAUUUCUAAGCUAGUUUUGAAUAUGUAAAGUAUUAUAAUUUUAAAAUCGUCCCAAAUCCCUUAAAAAUUAAAAUAUUGAAAAAAUACCAAUGUAUAAUCAUAAACAAUAUUUUCACUGUUAAGUUUAAUAAUAGAUCAAUGUAUUCUAAUAUUGAAAUGAAUGGCACAAAAUAGCUUAAUAUAAUUUAAAUAUAACAACAUUUACUGUAACAUAUAUACUUAUUACUCAUUUUGUUUUAUAUAUAUAUAUAUUUUUAUAAAUAAAUUAGGUUAUUAUUAAUUUAUACUUAUUGAUUUUAAUUAUAUGUUUCAAGUUUACAUAUUUUAUUUAAAUAUAAUACACUAAUAUUUUGCCUAUAUUAAUUUAUUUAAAUCAAAAAAUAAUAUGUGUAUUGUUGGUUUUAUUUUUUUGUUUAAAUUAAGUAUAUUAAAUAAAUAUGCAGCAACGGUUUAACUAGGAACAAUGUUAUUUUGACAGUUCUCUAAUACUCUAAUAUCCAACAGUUGAAAGAAUACCUAAUUUGAAAAAAGAAACUGAGAUGAGUUUGCUAAAAACAUUCACUGUUGAAGCAGAGACGAGACCUGGGCAACAAGUUUGUGUUUCUGGCAACUGUCCGAUUUUGGGAAAUUGGGAAAUAAAUGAUUCGUUUGUGCUUACAAACACGAAUUUGACGCUUACUAAAAAUAAGUAAGUUAAUAGAAACCUAAUGUUUUUAUUUAUAUAUUAAAUUACAGAUUAAUUAAAUUAGUUAAGUUUCAAAAUAUUAUGUACAGAAUAGCAAUGUUUUUAUAAUAGAUAGUUUGAAGAACAUAAAAUUGGUGAUUUAGGUGAAAGAUUUAUCAAAAUACAAACAUACCUACAUAUAGUUAUUUAUAUAUUCAUUUUUAAAUUUUAUUUUAGUCGAACAUUUUACAUAUGGAGUGGUCAAGUACAUUUGCCUGCAGAUAAAGAAAUAUUCUUUCGUUAUUUUAUUGCAUAUAUUUUAGAGCCUGAUGGUGAUUAUGUAAAACAAAAACAUACUUUAGUUCAUUCGUGGGAAUCGCACCAGGUUCCUAGAUCUAUAAAAUUUAUUGAUGGUAUGUUAAGUAUUUUAACCAUUGUUAAUCUGAGGUAAAUAUUAUAAAAAUAGACAUUAUAACCAUUUUAGAGAAUUCAAAAUCAAGUAAUGAUAGUGUAUCACAUUGUGAUAUUUAUGGUUUACGAGAAAAACAACAAAUCAGCAAGGGGUUUUUGACUUCAGAGUGUGCUGUACAGUUUAAAUUAUACAAUACACCUAUUAAAUUCUGGACUCCUAAAUUGCUCAAACAAAUUGUAUGGAAAACUAAAUUAAAUUUAUAUUAUAGCAAAAGUAAAAAUACCCUAAUUAUUCAUAUUUUUUUUUCAGAAUUCGAUCAGUAUAAAAAUGACACCUGUACCUUUGUCUAAAGUAUCAGAUGAUUAUGGGGAUAAAUCUAGUGUCACUAAUUUAUUAAUUGAUAACUCAAAGUCAUUAGCGGCUGAGGAUAUUCAACAAAACCUUGAGUGGCCGUUUGUGGAAUGCAUGGUUAGUAAAAUCAAUAUAACGAUUUUAAAUUUGCAUAAUUAUAGUGUUAAAUAUUUAGAAUACAUUAUAUUAAUUAUUUUAGACAAUUUUAAUAUUAAAUUGAUUGAUUUUUAUUUUUAGGAUAUCCCUGGUGAUUAUAAAUUGCAGUUACAAAAACAGUUUGGAUCCAUGAUAACAGAAACUGGAUUUCAUUUAUUUCAAACAAAAAUUCACAAUUUUGGUUAUAUUGUAAGUUAAAUUUGUUAAAAACUAAUUUUAUUGAGUUAAUAAUUAAUUGUAAUUUACUAAUACAUUUUCAGGGAUAUCUUUUUGAUAUUUAUAUUCACAAAGAAUCUUCUCAAGAUUCCCCUCAUCAUAUUGGAUUCACUUACAUUUUACCAAGUAAUAUGAAAUACAGUAAUGGAGUAAUUGUGUGUCCUAUUACGAGUGUUCAUCAUCAGCCAUUAGGAGAACUUGAACGUAAGAAAUUUUAAAGUUUUAAUUUUUGUUGUAACUAACAACAUGACUUUUUUUUACAAUUCAGUUCAUUAUUUAAUUAUAAAACCAACCAAGGAUAUUCACUGUAAUUUUGAAAAGAUCAAAAUAACAGAUUGGAAAAAUUCCCAAGUACCAUUGGAUAUUGGUCAUAGAGGCUCAGGCUCAUCCUUUAAACAAUUAUUGCCAGAGUAAGUUUAAACUUAAUGGUUUUAUUAAUGUAAAUUUUGAAUUCAAAUUAAAAAUAAUAUGUUAACUACUAAUUACUUAAUCGUGCAGUGGUAAAUUUACUCUAGUAUAUUUAACGUUUCCAUGCUAAAAAUUCUAAAAUUUUAAGUUUUAAACAAUUAUGGCAUCGAUGACAUUUUUUUUUAAACAGUAGAUAAACAUUAAUAAUUUAAAUUUAAAAAUUGUUACUUUCCUUGAAAUAUGGAAACUAGCAGUUAUUAAACCACUUUUUAAAACAGGAAAUAAAUAUUUAUUUAUUUAUUUUUAUAUGUAAAUAAUUAUAGACUUAAAUUUAUGCCGAGUAACUUUUCAAAAGUAAUAGACAAAAUUGUUUAAAUCAGGUUAAUUACUUACUUUGAAAAAUAAAUUUCUAUUAUAAUCAUUUUGGUUUUAGGUAAAGUUUGAGAACUGAAUUUAGUAGUAGAAUAUAAUGUGUAAUACACAUUCUAUUCUAAUACUAAAUGUACAUGGUGAUUCACAGUCACUUCUUUAAUUUAAAAAAUAAUAACACAAAGUGUAUUGACAAUAAAAAUUUAAUUUAUUUUUCUAUCAACAGGUAUACAUUUAAACAUUUAUUUUAUUAGGUUUUAAAAACAUCUCGAAGGUGUUUAAUGCACUGAAAUAACCAAAAUCUGAAAUUAUUCUCCACGUUUUUCAGCAUACCAUAGUAGUAUGAAUAUUGUUUUUCAAGUGAAAGUCUUUAGACAAUACUGGUAAAUUGAAGAUUUAAGAUAACCCCACAGAAAAAAGUCACAUGGGGCUAAAUCAGGCGAAACCGCUGGCCACUGAAGAUCGCCUCUAAGAGAAAUGAGUCUUUUAGGGAAGUGUUCUCAUAAGAGAUUCAUUGAUGUUCUUGCCAUGUGAGCAGUGGUGCCAUCUUGUUGAAACCUCACUUCCCCUACAUCCAUUUCUUCUACACUUGGUGUCACAAAAAUCGUACAUCUUUAAAAUUAAGUUUCAAACGGGCAUUUCCUCGAACCAAAACAUUUAAUCCAAACAAUAAAGAUAUAAAUUGAAAGUACAGUUAAUGACCUCUUAUCCGAUAGUAGUUUCAUUUCAUAAACAAUAAUCAUAUUCCGAGUAUACGGUGCAUUAGGAAAAUGUAUAAAUAUACUCCUAUCUUAUCUUAUAUUCUUUGGCUAUAGAAAAAUCAGUUUAAAGUGUCAAAUGCAGGUCAUUCACUUCCUAAACAUUGAAAAGGACGUACGUGAAUACUCUUUAAACAAUAUUAUUUCAAAAAAUAACGUAUUAAAUGGAUAUAACUGCUAACGAAGCCGCUCAAGUGGUAGCAUUAAUGGAAUCAGGGAUGCGUUAAUGUGAUGUUGCACGGCAACUAAACUUGAGCCGUUUUGCCGUUCGACGAGUUUUCCAACGUUAUCAAGAGACUGGUGGCUUUAUCCGGAGGCAUGGAUCAGGCCGACAACGCUGCACAACGGACAGAGAUGAUCAUUUUAUUGUCUCGACGUCUUUGCGCAAUCGAUUUUCCAAUGCUGUAGAGCUUCAACAGCAACUCCGCGCAGCUCGCAGUACAACAGUAAGCACCUCUACGGUUAGGAGAAGGUUAGGAGAACAAAAAAUUGUGGCCCGCAGACCUGCUACCGGUCCGAAACUGACUNCGACUCAUAACUUCUAUGAAAGAUCGUAUGGAAGCAGUAAUUAAGGCAAGAGGAAGUAGCACUAGAUUUUAAAUAACAUUUAGUAACAGUUUUUUAUUUUUAUAUGAAGUCUAUUGUCUGUUUCUGUUUGUAAAACUGUAUAUCCUCAAUACAAUUUGUUUUCCUCUUCCACGAUUAACUUAUUUUUUAAAACACUGAUAAACAAAAACACAUACCAUUUAUUUAUUUUUCAAGUUUAUUUCAUCACCUUUCAAAUGAUAUAUCAUAACAGUACCCUUAUAUAUGAUUAAGUGUAGUUAAAAUUACUUUGAAAAAUAAUUUGCAAUAGGUGCGAUUUUUGUGACGCCAAGUGUAGUUUGGGUAGAAAAAACUCCUGAAUCAUCCUGACAUAACAUUCAGAAUUGACAGUAACUGCACUUUGAUUCUCUUCAAAAAAUCAUGGCCAAUGAUGCCGAUUCUGGAUAUUGCACACCAAACAGUCACACGUUCUGUAUGCAAGGGUUGCUCAUGAAGGUCUCUCAGAUUUGUGGGACUCCAAUAUCGCAUGUUUUGUUUAUUCAUCCUGACAAAUGGAAAUAUGCCUCGUCACGAAAGAAAAUAAUGGCGUCCUCAGGGAGGUUUUCGAGGAAGGCUUCACAUGAAUUUUUUCGUGUAACAUAAUUGUGUGGAUUAAGUUGUUGCACCAUUGCCAAUUUGUAUGGAAGAAAAUUAAGUUCUUCAUAAAGAAUUCAUCCCACUGUGGAUUUAGAAAUUCCUAGAGUAACCGAAUGUUUGCUUACAGAUCGCCUAGGAGAUUUCAAAAGAGCAGCCCUUAUCUGUCGAUGUUUUUAGGUGUCCUGAUGGUUUUGGAAGGUCCAUUAUAUUUUUUUGUCACAUUAAUAGUACUCUUGAUGUGUCCACCCACAAACAAAUUGAUUUCCGAUCAGGUACAUGACCUGCAGAUGCGAUAUUAAAUCAUUUCUGGAUGUAUGUUGAGUUGCAAUGAUCAAAGAACUGAGGGAAAAGUAGGCCUUGACAGCAAACGCGCACUCCUCAUUCGUCUAACCUUUAGAAAAAAUUUAAAUUACGUACUUUCGAAUGCACUAUAGGACUGCGCUCUAGGUGUAGCAGUCGCUUUGCGGCGCGAGUAUCACAAAAGGAAGUAGCCAUGAAUCACCCUGUAUUAAUAAAGCCUUUAAUAAGGAAUAAAGCUUUUAACAAUUUUUGGGAUCUAGCAAAUAAUAGGCUUUUAAUAUUGUGAAUCAUGUAGUUAUCAUAGUAUUUUAUCAGAGUUUGGCAUUAAAUUGUCGUUUAAAGUGGUUUAAUAGUUAUUAGUACGACAAGGUAGUGUUCUAGGUCCACUUUUAUUCAUUCUGUACAUUAAUAGUUUAUGCUACUUUGACAUUGAUGGGACAAUAUUUUAACUUAUAUUGACGACACUUAUUUAAUUUUAUCAGACGAUUCUUGGGCAAAUGUUUGAAAAAAAGUUAUUAUUGAAACAAAAAAGUUUAUAAAUAUCUAAAAUAUAAAAAACAAGUAACUUUUAAAAAAAACCAUGUCCAUGUGUUUCAUGAUUUAUAAUUUAAAUGAGACUUUAGAUGAAUUUAUAUCUUUAUUUUUGUGAAAAUAAUAUCUUUUGUAAUAAAACAUUGUGUCAAAAUAUAUUAAGAGUUUCUAAUGUCAGGUAUCUAGGUUUAAUUUUCAAUAAAAAUUUGUGUUGGAAUUUACAUGUUAAUACUUAAGUUAUGAGACUAUAGUUUAAUUUCCAGUUUUUAAAAAUUACUGUUAUUUCUAUUCAUACUUUGCAUAUAGUGGAUUUAGCUUUAACUAUUUAUUAAGCUAAAUUUUAAUAUGAUUUAUUAGUUUGAGUAGGCCUAAAUGAGAAUGCUUUAUAUCCCUUCAUUAUUCAACAAAAUCAAAUUGUAUGUUUGACAUUUAUUGAUUGUUUUUCAAAUCAUAAUUUAAGACAUUUUUAAUGUUCUACCAGUUAAAUUACUAUUUAAGAAAUUAGCUAUACAACAUUUAAUAUAUAUAGAUUACAUAUCUAAAUAUAGAUAUGUAAUAAUAUAAAUCUAUUUUUUCUCUCUAUUGUAUAAAAAUUCUUUUUGUUUUAAAGUUCAGAGUGUUUUUACAAUAAUGUUUAUUUUUUUAUCUUUGCACAACUUUUUUACCAGCAAUCUUGCUCAUAUUUUCAAGUGUAAUACUUUUUCUGAAAGAAAAUUUUAUCUGGGUGGUAUUUUAGGCAGAUCAUUUUUCGAUUUUUCAAGUGGAUUUCAUAAUUGGGGAAAUAAAAGAAAUUUUGCUUUGAAUUGUUAUUUAUUAACAAUGAUUUAUUGUUGCAUAUAGAUAUAAAUUAAAUUUCUCUCUAUUUCCAUCUUUUUUAUUGAACAAUAAACCAUUGCUAAUGGAAAAGAGUUUAGUUAUAUUUGUUUUGGAAGGUUGUUAUUAGUGAACAGACUUUAAUGCCAUAAAAAAUAAGAAAAAUUCCAAAAAAAUACGACUUAGUGCCUUAAAAAACUUAAAAUAUUACUUAAUAUUUCACAUUAUUAUGAAAAAAUUAUCUUAUAAAAAAUUUAAAUACAAUAAAAAAGAACUUUUCUUGUCUUCUUAUUUAUCUCUGUUAUAGCAUGAAAAGUAUUUUGAAUUAAUAAUUAAUUUAUUAAUUAUAUAGUUUUAUAGUUAUAUUUUUGUUAUCUAAUUUAUUAUCUGUGUUACACUGAACAAAUAAUAUAAUGCUUAAUAUUUUCAAACAAAAAUCUUCUUUGGUUAUCUGAAAGUGUCAUUUUGUACACUGAGAAACUUUCUUGAUGUCAUAAAAAGUUAUUAGGGCAAACUUCAUAUAUGUUAUAUCAGCAGCAGUUAGUUCUUCUUAUAUGUAUCGUUUUGAGUUGUUAUAUUUUCCUCUAAAAUAUUUGAAAUAUUUUUCAUUACUUUAUGUCCUUUAUUUUUUUCAAUUACAUUUUCAAAUUUUUGAUUUAUAGUUUUCUCUAUUAUUUGCUGUUAUCGCGUAUUGAAUAUCAUAAUUUUAUCAAGGUUAUUUAUGAUUUAGGUUGUUUCACUUUAACAAUAUGGUCACAGUCCUUCGAUGGGAGCUACCUAUAGGUCUUCAUAAAAAUAAAAGACAAAAUAAAAAAAAAAAAGAUAAAACAAAAAAUUUAAAACAAUUUACAUUUAAUGUAUAUUUUUAAAACUUAUAAUUUGAAGCAACAAAUAUUUAUAGAAAAUUACCUAAAAUUGAAAAAAAAUCCUCUAAAAAUGUAGAAUAAUGCUUUAAAACCCAAAAAAGUUAAAAAAAUGCAAAAUAAAAGUUUCAUUUUUAAAUUCUUUGAUGUUUGAAUCAAAUUAUGUAUUUGGAAAGCAUUGUUCUAUGCCACCCUCUAAAAAAUGUAUUUAGCAUCAAAAUCCGUUUCCUAGUUAUUAUAUUUACUAUUUUCAUUAAAAUGUUAUGUUAAAAUUCUUAUAAAAAUAAUUCUGUAUUGCACUCAACUUUUUUAGUUAACUACAAAGUUUGACUUUUGAUGAAUCUCCCUUAAAUUUUCAAGCAUUUUUGUAUUGUCUAACAGUUUUAUCCGCAGAGUACCUACUGAAUAAAAAUUAUGUAAAUAACUCUCAAAAUUAAAUUGUCUAUAAAUAACUCAAUUUAAGCAUUUAAGCUAAAAUAUUUCAAAAAAUUUCACUACAAAAAUAUAAGUUUUCUUUAAAAAUUGCAAGUCUUUAUAAAUAUUUUUUACUGAAUUGCAAUACAACAGAAUUGAAAACUAUAAAUUUUGUACAUUUUCCUGUUGUUCACAAUUAUGAUGUACCAUCCAGAUAAAAUUUUCUUUUAGAAAAAGUGCUACACUUGAAAAUUGCAGCAAGAUUUUAGUUAGGAAAGUUGUUCACAGAUAAAAAAUGUAAAAAAUAAACAUUGUAAAACUAAUAAAUUUUUGGUUUAGCUCAGAAUCUAUUGUGCUUUGUUAAAUAUAUUAAUCCGAUUAAAUUAAUUAUUACACUAUUUUAAAGAUGAUCAAACCUUUGAAUAACAAUAAUAACAAAAAAUAAAAAAAAUAAUUAUAAUUUAUUUAAAUGUUAAAAUGGACAUUACCAAUGUUGUUAUUAUUAUUAUUCAUUUACAAAUCUAAAUAGAAACCAUUAAAUCUUAUAAUACUGUGUUAAUAACUGAUUAUAAUAUAAUUGAGAUUAAAAUGCAGCAGCAUAAUAUAUUUAGUUAUUUGUAAAUUGAAUUAUGAAAUAAUAUUUUUUAAAAAUAUAAUUUGAAAAUAUAUUUUAUAUUGUUGAUUGAAUAUACUUAUUUAUAUUAUGAUCAUUGUAGUUGCUCUCAUAUUCGUGAAAAUACUAUAGCCUCAUUAAAAGAAGCAGCAAAUAAAGGAGCUGAUUUUGUUGAGUUUGAUGUACAACUUACAAAAGAUUUGGUGCCCAUUAUUUACCAUGACUUUGUAGUUUCAAUAGCUACAAAAUCAAAAUCUGAUGUUUUGAUUGAAGAUGUUGGAAUGAUAAAAGUUCCUUUGAAGGAUUUUUCUUUUGAACAAUUACACAAAUUAAAGGUAAAUUAUAAAAAAGAUAACUUAAAUUAAUUUGUUCAUGAAUAAUAGUUAUUUUACAGAUUUACCAUGUUAAAGAGCCCUUAUUUUUGUCCAAAAAUCAUUUUUUAAAUGAUGUUAGAAAUGAUUAUCAACCUUUUCCAAAACUUGAAAAAGCAUUUAGGGAUGUUGAUAUUAAUGUUGGAUUUAAUGUUGAAUUGAAAUGGUCCAUGGAACUACAGGUAAAUUAUUUAUAAAUUCUGCAACUCAAUAAAAUGUUACAAUAUUAAUAUCAGUGAAUCAGGUAGAAAUUUCAUGACAGAGACAAGAUAUGUUAAGUGGUUUUAUUUUUUAAAGAUUACUUUUAAAUUUUACACAUUAUUGUACACAGUACAAGUUUUUGUGGAUCUUCAGCAAAUAUAUUUAAUAUUGCCUCUUAAAAUUCUUCUUAUUUUUUUAAGGACCAAUUUUCUGUACAUAUUCAACAUACAAACACCUAAAACAUGUAUGUAAAAUCAAAAUUUUAUUAAGUUAUUAGGUCUUAGGCCCAUGGUCUCAUCUAGAUUCGCUCUGAAUAGAUUUCAAUCUGUUUUCUUGUUUAUUAGCUAUUAUAUCUUUCGUUUUUUAUGUAUAACAUUAGAACUUAAGAACUGGUAUUUGAUCUAACCUUAAUUCUGUAAGUUCUAUUACUUCAAUAUAAUUAGAAGAUAUACCUUUAAUAAGAAAGAAGUCAAGCAGAUCGGGAAUCCUGUUUGGAUCAGUGGGCCAAUACGUGGGCUUAUUUGUAGUGAUAAUUUCAGCAUUGAUGUUUGCAACGUUUAACAAAGCAUGUUCCUUUGAGGUGAUUAGUCUCGAUCUCCAAUGAGUAUGCUUUAAUGUGAGCAUUAUAAUUACCUCGGACAAUAAAUCUCGAAUCUAACACAUGGAGAAAUUCAGCGAACCUAAUUUCAUCUGCACCUCCUUGGGGUGGGCAAUCAAUUACAGCAAUGGUGAGAUCGUUAUUCCCGUCAUUAACUCUGACGCUUGUAUAUGAUUUGUAGAGUAUUUUUCAAGUUUAUAAUGCUUUAUGGACUUUUUUAUUAUCACAGCAGAACCACCCCGAGAUCUACCGCUGGGAUGAUUUGUCUUAUAUAAUCUUUAAUUUAUAAUCUAUAGACCACAUUGCUAAGUGAAUUUCCAUAAUAAGAGCUAUGUUAAUGUUAUCACUGUGUAAAAGGUCUUCAAGUUCUUGUUUGUGCUGUACUAAUCCAUUGGCGUUCCAUGCGAUGAUCCGCAGUGUAGGGUUCAUUUCUUCAUUUUUUGUGAGGUAUUUUUGAACUUUGUCUGGUUUGUUUCCAGUUAUAAAAUAUUUUGAAUUUUUGCCAUGGUCAGCAGAUCUAACUGCAUUGGUCCAUUUAUGGCUAUGUGCGUCACGCAAUGGUAGAAACCACCGGUACGCCGCUGCACAAGCAUGUGGCUUACUUAGUAUUUUUAUUAUGUAGACACUUACCGAUUUCCAAUGAGUGUGGUAAGCAUUUUGAUGCUAUUAAAUUACUGAAAAAAAAAUACAAAGCGAAUGUACGGCACUCGAAAGUGAGAACAUACGUGUUGCUCUUUAAAGUACCUCCCUAGUAAAAUUUCGUUAUACUCUGAUACGUAUUUUAACUGAAAAUAAAUUAUUCAAACCAAACCAUGUUUCAACCGAGAUGUAUUUUAUCAGAAACCAAACUGUAUUGCAGCCUAACUGUAUUUGAGCAAAAAUAACUAUAAGUACUAUGUAUGCCUACUCAAAUGCUGUUUGACUUCAAUACAUAUGUUUUGGUUUAAUUACAAUUUGGUUAAAAUACAGAUGGCCUACAAUACUUGGGUCGGCUAACCUCUUUUCAACUUAAAUAUGGUUGGUGAUUUUAUUUUCUAUUGUUUUAUGGAUCUCCAGUUUUACUGAAUAAUUAGAUAUAAAAAAUGAAAGCAUUGUAUUGAUGUCCUAGUGAAUAAUAAAGCCAAUUUGUGGAUUAUGGGUAAUACCGGCAUACCCAAUGUGGCACUCAAUGUGUUAAUAUAACUUAUAUUCUUAACUUAAAUAUUAUUGGAUUACAAAUGUUUAUAUUUGAAUUCAAUUUUUAUGUUUUGGUAAAAAAACUAAAAAAAUAACUUUUUAUUAUAUUCGAAAAGUUUCAAUUUUAAUUUUCAUUAAAUUUCUGGUUUUUAAUAAUUUUUUAAAGUUUAGAGAAAAUUAUCUAUAAUUAUGCAGUAGUCUGUAAUUAUAAUUUUGGUUAACUGAUUGUGUUUUUUUUUCAAAAUAAAGUUUUUUUAAAUUAAUUUACUAUAACAAAAAACAUAUUGUAUUGAAUAUAAAUAUUUGUAUAUCUUAUCCCUGUGGGUAAUAUAUAUAUAUAUAUAUAUAUAUAUAUAUAUAUAUGUAUAAAUAAAAGAGAAUUUGACUUUCUUUGUAAUAUCCAUUAUAUUUGCAGAGAUAUCUAGAGAUAUUAUAAUGGAUAUAUCUUCACCUGGAUAUUCUGCAUAUAAUUAAUUUUUACUAUAUUUUUAUAUACUGUUAAAAUAUUUUAAUCUAACUUGUUUUUAUAGGAUGGAACAUUUGAACUUGAUAAUCCAUUUGACAUGAAUUUAUUUGUUGACAUUAUACUUAAAACCACAUUUGAAAAUGCAGGAUCACGAAGUAUAGUAUUUUCUUGUUUUCAUCCUGAUGUUUGUAUUAUGUAAGUUUUUUAUAGUAUUUUUUUAAAAGUGUGAUUUUUAUUGUCAAACGUAGUUUUUUAUAAACACAAUAUAUUUCUAUAUAAUUUAACAGAUAUUUAUAGAAAUAAGUACUAUUUUUAUAUUCAGAUUAUCAUUUAUAAACAAAAUAUUUCAGAAGAAAUUAUAAGAAAUAAGUAUCUAUUUUUAAAAAGAAAUUAUAAAAUAGUUUUUCAAAGACAAAUUCAUAUUCAUAUCAAUAGUAAUAAUAACUAAAAAUUAAUAGCUAAUGCAUAAUUAUUUAUGUAUUAUGUAUUAUUAAAACAUUAGAUUUAAUUUUUUUUUAAAACAAAUAUUUAGUAAAUAUUUUAGGCUCUAGUAUUUAUAAUAUGUGUGCAUGAAUUAUAACAUAUAAUUUUACAAAUUAUAAUUUAAAAUGAUUGUAUUAACAAUUUUAGGUUAAAAAUGAAACAAAAUCGGUAUCCUGUCUUGUUUUUAACUCAAGGGGUUACUGUUAGGUAUCCUCCAUAUGCUGAUCCUAGGUGUCAUACAAUACAAACAGCUGUGUAUCAUUCUUCUUGUCACGAUUUACUGGUAAUAAUUUAAAAAUAAUAUUAUCUCUUUAUACUCUGUCUUCAUUUGGUCUAUUUUUGUGCAAUAUUAUUUUAUUUUAAUCAAAAUUAUUAGCUUUAAACAAGUUUUUUGUUAAAUAUUUACAUAAUAUUGUAAUGUAACUUGAAUUACAAAAAAUGCUGUCAAUUUUCUUUAAUUAUUAUUAAUUUAUUUUUGUUUUAAAUUUUUACUUUAUGGAUAAAAUACAAUUUAUUAAAUGCAUUUAGUAAAAUAUGUACUAGGGCUAAUUUUAAGAUAAUAGAAAAUAUAUACAGGGUAUAUCUUAUGGGACAUUCUGUAUGUCUGGUUAAUAAAUAUUAAUAUUAUAUAAUUAUUUAGGGAGUAAAUGUACACUCUGAAGAUUUGUUACGGGAUCAAACACAAAUAAACAUAGUAAAAGAGGCCGGACUUACAUUGUUUUGUUGGGGAGAUGAUAAUAAUUGCAAAGAAGUAGUCAAUAAGUUAAAAUUACUAGGAGUAAAUGCUGUUAUAUACGAUAAGUAAUAAUUAAUUUAAAUUAUUUUAACCAAUUAAUUAAAUUAUAAGUGCAAAUUUAUAAAAUAGUAGUUUAUGUAAACAUGAAACAUAUUAAAAUUUUAGCAUAAAACCAUUCCAUUAUUCUAUUUUUUUUUUUUCAUAGUUAGUAUCAAAUAUCAAAAUAUAUUUUCCUUCUAGAUAAUGACUGUCCAAAAAGUUUUUACCUAGAAAAAAAUAUGAUAAUAACCGUCAUUGUAAAAAUAAGGUUUUCUGUUAAUGCUUAUAAUUAUGUUUUUUCAAUUGUGAAAUUAUUAAAUUAAUAUUCAAAUAAAUUUUAUUUUAGAGAAUAUUAAGAGGAAACAUUUGUUUUUCUUCUUUAUUUGGAAUCAGAUUAAAUAUUUGAAUAUUAAAAUAAUUUAAAAAAAAACAUUGAAACAGAAAUUGUGUUCUUCUCAAUUCAUUUGUUAUAGGUUAAUUUUUUUAAAUAUUAUAAUAAUAAUUUAUUUAAGAUUCUAUAAUUCAACUACAGUGUAUUUAGUUUACAUUUAUUUACAUAUAUUUGCAUGCAACUACAUAAAUUGGUUAACAUAUUAUACCAAAUUUUAGAAAAUAGGAUAGCAGUAAUAAUAAUUGUAUUUCAUAGAUUGGACAAAAGUGAAUUGUUGAAAAAAAAACUAUCUUGUGCCACUCAAAAGUCUGAAGUUUUUACUACAGAAAAUUUUUGCAAUCAAAAUGAAAUUUUACCAAAACACCAAUCACUCAAGGAAGAUACACAUUUACGUGAUAAGAAUGAUCGAGUUAGUUCCUUAAUAUUGAUUAUAUUUAUAAUUUACUGAACUUUAAUCCAACUGAUUUUUAAACCAAUAAACAAAUUUGAAAACUAAAUUACUGUAUUUAAAGACCAAAUUUUAUGCAUAAGCAUACACUUAUAUUUAAAAUACAGUGGUCAGGAUUCCUUUGUUAAAAUUAUAUUUUAAGCCCAAUACUGGUUUUACAUAAAUUGAUUUUGCAUUUUAACACACACAUGAAUGUUUUAGGAGGGUGGGGGGUUUAGUUAAAACACUAAACACCAAAUGCAAACCGGAAAUGAUCUAGUUAUCAGAAAAAUGAUAAGACUAAUCUUAGACUAUGACUAAUUUUAAUCAACACAAUUAAUCAAAAUACUGAAAUCAUGAGUUAUCAAAUUAUUACCAAAUUAUUAUUUACUAGGUUUACAUUAUUAUUAUUUUUUUUUUUUAAAUUUUAUUAUUGUUACUUUAUAUUAUUAAUAAUUAUUUAUUUUCCAGAAGCUAUAUGCUAAUAAUAUAAUAUUACAUUACGCAUAGUGCAAGACUAUGAUUCUUUUAUUUUAUAUUUCACUAACCUAAUGAUCUUUUUUAUUUUAUAACCCAAAAUAAAUUAAAUAGUGAUAGGUAUUCAUUUUAGUAUACUUUUAUCCUUUAAUGCACAUUUUAAUCCAAAAUGUGCAGUUUAGCACAGCUUUAUUGUAUUAUAUUGUUGCUUUGCUCUGUUAUUAUUGCAGAUACAUAUCUGGUUACCUAUACUUAGGCACAUAAAUAUGUUUUAUAGUGCCCUACUUAUAAUACAACCUGAUUCUGAGAACUCUGUUUUUAAUAAUUUUGAUUUCAAAGGCAUAAAAGUCUUAUAUUAAUAAACAGAAUUGUUUAUUGAAAAUAUUUUUUCACGUAAUUUUUUAAGUUUACCUACUUUCACCAAAUUGUAUUGUACAGUCAAUGAUUAUACAAAUACUGAAAAAUCGUAGCAUAAAAUAUAAUUAUCAUUACAGUAAUGAUCUAGGGAUUUUAGGUUUAAGUGUUGGUCAAUCUGAUCUGAUAAAUUUUUUUUGUUAUUAGUUUUAAGAAAACUGCUAUAAGCUGUUGAAGCUGUAUAAGCUGAUGAGAGUUGAACUAUGGUAAGAGCCAAUUUUUUUUAAGAAUGGUUGGUCACAUUAAAUGGGUGUACAUAAUAUGUAGUUUAAAAUGUUGGCAAUUCCAUUGUAGUGAACUUAUCAUUGUGAAUUAUAGUGAAUUAUCAUUUUUCUGACAACUGGAACCACAUAUAUCAAAUAACUAGAUAGAGGACUUUGGUAUUAUUAUUGGCACCAACAAAAUAGCUGUCAUCUUUAUCUAAGAGGAGAAUGUUUAUGUUUUAUAGUAUUGAUAACUAGCUGUAUCUAUAGUAAUUUUUGGAAUUGUUUCUCUGUAAAAGGUCUAUCUUGGAAUCAGUGCAUCAAAAUUAGCUAGGAUAUUUUUUAUGAGAAAAAAAUAAAUGGGCAUUAAAGGAUUAAACACAGUUACUAUAGGUUAUAAAAACUAUAAAUUUAUCCUCUCGGUGCGCCAGUAAUACCAGUAUCAGCUGUUUCAGAUUGUUCACCAGUCAUAUUAUGGGAGUUCAAUGUGCAAUCUGUAUAUCUUAAAUCGUAAUUGUAGGUAGCGAACCAGCAAUAAAAUAAUGACUAUUUUUUGUGUGCCAACCUAUAAAACUACAUUUCUAGUGUGCUAUAGUAUUUUACUACAUUAGGUGUAUUCAAGACAUGUUAAUCACUUCAAAUAAAGUAGCGUGCUAUUGUAGCAUUGCUACAAUUAGUAGGCUACUCCUGACCACUGUUAAAAUGUUGGCUCUUUGCUAUGUAUGUGCCAUUUGCUUAGAAUACAACCAGUUCCUUAAACUUUAAAAAAGUUUAAAAAAAUUCAUGUUUCUUUAUUUAUCAUUAUUUAUAGUUUUUAUAAAGCUAUAAAACUCAGUAAUAUAUAUAUAUAUAUUUUUUUUUUUGUAGAUUUCUAAUAAUACUAGUUAUUUGUUUGAAUUCAUUAUAUUAAAUUGUCAUUAAAUAUUAUCUAAGAAACAAUUGUCUAAAUAAUUAUUUGAAUUUAGAGUUUAAUUAACAAAUAAGAUGAACAAAUAUCAAUAGGUAUCUUAACUAGUAAUAUAUAAUUUUAUUAGUUGUAAUUUAAACAUAUUUUCUAUAUUUAUAGGUUGGAGAUAACAAUAGAUAUUUUAUGGAUGUUAGUAAGGCAAAUUUUCAAAAUCAAAGUUCUUCAACAGAAAAUGUAUGAAAUUAAAAUAAUGGUACACUAAAAUCUUCACCUAAAAAUAUUAAAGUAUAAACUAUUGAAAGUUUAUUUUAUUUUGUAUUUAUUUGUUUUAAAAUAGAUACAAUUGAAUGAUCAAACAUUGGGACCAGAUAUCAAACAAAUUAUUUUGGAAAAUGCUGAGUAAGUACAUAAAUGAUUUUAAAAUUUGUCCUAUGAUAAUGAGGAUGGGAGCAGUCAGUGUUAUAGAUGGGAAUUUCGAAAGGUAGGAUACAAAAGGGAAUUUAAUGUAUAUCUAUGAAACGAUAAACCAUUGCUAACUAAAAACCAUUCUGAGCAAAUUUAAGUUGAUAGUGAUGCUUUUUCAACAAUACAUAUGUCAUAUUAUGGUUAAAUAAUUAAAUAGGCUCAUUAUUUUCUAAAAAUCAGACAAACAUACUUGGCACCACAGAUGGGCCACUAUUGCAGGUGAGAAGUUGGGAAGGUAAGAUAUAGAAAGUAAUUUAAUUUAUACCCGAAUAGAAUAGUUAAUCAUUGCUAAUCACAACAUUAUUUUAAUCUUAAGAACUAGUUUUUCCUCAUUAUCUCAAAUAUUAUUAAUAAAAAUAAUAAAAUGACCUUUCUAAAGUAUUAUCUAGAGCUAAAAUUCAACAGAAAUGAUCUUUUGUCAUGUUUUGAUUGAGGCAAGAUUUCUAUGAGAAAUUUUGUGCUGUAUAAAAAAAAGAUAUAAACAUCAUUAUAAACCCAACACAUUCCUCACUUUGUUUAUAAUGUUCAUUGGAACAGAAUUCAUAUAAACAAACUGAUUUACAACCUGUACAAUUCAAAUUUUGAAUCGGUAACUCAAGUUAGUCUAAAUUAUUAAAUAAAUACAAAUAUUUUUUAGAUUCUAAAUAAUAAAGAAUGUAUUUAGUUUUACUGUAUGAGUGUGUAUUUUUUUUAUCUGAACAACUUUUGUUUUUACAUUUAUUUCUAUUAGAAAACUGGCUCCAAUAAAAAAUUGCCAAAAGACUUUUUUAGUUGUAUUAUUAAUCUAGUUGAAAUCGGUUUUUGAUUUAUUAAGGCAGCCUUCUUAAUAAUUGAGCAAUGAAUUGAAAGUUUACAAAAAUAAUUGUUUAAUUGUUUUCAGUUUUCUCAGAAAACUUAUAUUUGAUUUUUCUAGAUGUGGUAAAAUUUUCAAUGCAUUUCAGCGAUUUUUAUCUAUGUAUAGGCAUUUUGUAUUUGCUAGUUUUUAUGUACUUUUGGUAGGUUUUAUCAUUUGACCUAAUAGAAAUACAUGGAAAUUUAACACACGGUUUAUUCUGAGUUGUAUUUAGUUGUACUUAAAAAUGUGUGUAUCAAAUUUGUAUGAAAAUUGUAAAUAUUAUGGCCUAUAAUAUUAUAUAUUGCAUGUAUACUUCCUUCAGAAUAAUUUUUCCUUAGUAAUGGUUUAUUAUUAUCUAUAGAUAUAAAUAGAACCAUAUCAAUUGUAUUACUAGGCUGUGGAAGAUGAUAAUGAUAAUCUUUUCGUAAUUCUACCUAUCAUAAAGUUGUGUUAGGUCAACAGAUAGUGUACAAUUCCUGUUAUAUAGGAUGAUGAGUCCUAAAAAAAUCAUAGGCUAAUUGUACCAUCUAGGAUGUGCAUGGGGACAACAGGUAGGAGGAAUUGGAGUGAAGUGAUACUAGUUGGACAGUAAUUGUGGUAGCUGUUCCACCAGGCCUACCAAGUUUUGGCAGCAGAACAGAAAGAGAGAUGAUUCGGUAAAGUAUAAAAGACUGUGCAAGGAAGCUAAGAGAGUCGUAAUCAAAGUGAAGGUAAAGGAAUAUGAUUUCGAUUGGUUGAGGUUAGAGAAAACCAAUCCAAAGAUUUUCAUAAUAUAUGGUGCAUAAAAAGUGAAAACAAGAAGGUAUUAAUGAAUGAUGAGUAUAAAAAAGUGAGAUGGAGGGAGUAUUUUGAAAUAUAACUGAAAGAGAUAGUAUUCAAGAGAUAUGUUAGAGAGUUGUUCAUAGAAUGAAGAUCUGGUAGAUUUAGUGGGAAAGGAGGAAAUGUGGUGGGCUGUGAAAAUAAUGAAAACUAAAAAAAACAUGUGCAGAUAGUGUACCAUUGAAAGUGUGAAAAAUGUUAUGGGAGCUAAGCAAAUGCUGGUUAAAAAUUUUUUUUAAUAAUGUGUUUGGAGAAAGGAAAAUGCCAGAUGUAUGGAGGAAGAAUUUAAAAUACCUAUUUUUAAAGGGAAGGGAAAUGUACUAAAGUGUGAAAAUUAUAGAGGAAUAGAAUUGAUGAGUCACAUAAGAUAGAAGGUAUGGGAAAUUAUAUAGUUUUGAUAGUAGAAAAUCUGGAAGAAGUUAACAAUAGGUUUAAGGAAUAGAUAAUAGGACUUGAAUAAAAGGGAAAGUUUUGUAGAAGUAAAACAAAGUUUAUAAAGUAUGAGUUUGUAAGGUCAGAAAAAGAACUGACUAAGAGAAUGUGUGUAGCAGAUAUGAAAAUACUUAGGUAGAUGAGAGGGUGAUGAGAGAAAGUAGGAUAAGGAAUGAGUACAUAAGAAGUAACUUAGAUGUGUGGCUAUGGUAGUGAACAAAAUUAGAGAAAAUAGAAAAAUAAAAUAGUUUGGGCAUUUUAUGAGGAGAGACAAAUCAGAAGCAGUAAAAAUUGUAAUGAAAAUAGAAAUAUGAGGAAAGAGAGGAAGGGGCAGACAAGAAAGGUGGUUGGAUGAGAUUGAGAAUGAUAUGCAUAAGAUGGCUAGUAUAUUUGGUAAUUAUAAUAUUUUUUUAAAAUUAUAUCCAAAAUCUAUCCUAUGUAUGUGAUUACUCAAAAGUAUUUUGCAUAAAACCUUAUAUAAAUUAAUUUAAUUUAUGCUUAUUCGAUUUUGAAAUAAAAAUCUGCAACAAAAAUUGCCUUUAUAGUAAUAUAUAAAUUUAGACAAAUGUUAUAUAGUUCAGUUAUUACCAACUUGAAAUCCUUAAAUAGUAAUGAUAAAAUAAUAAUAAAUUUAGAUAAACUAUUAAUUAUUAUUUUUAUUUUUUCUGUUUUAGGUCCAAUGUUUAACAGUUGUUUUUAUUAAAAAUAAAAUAUAUUACUGACUUCCAGACUAUAUCAAAUAAUCAAAAUAUAAAAUGCUUUUAUGUAUAUCAAAUAUGCUACAAAGUAGUGGUGGGAGUAAUGUAAACAUAUUGUUAUAUUAUUUUAUCCUACCAUUGUAAAAUAAUAAAUAAUCAUGAGACUCUCAAUUUUAAUUUUUUAAGGGUAUUUGCAAUGUUAUAUUAGUUAGGUUAAGUGUCAGAUUUGUGUUAAUGAUAAUUUUAGUUAUGGUAUUAUAUUACAGUAAAACUUCCAUUAACAGUUGCCUCUAAAAGACUGUAACUUCUAUGUAACAGUCAUUUUUUGGUCUUGUCAAGUGUUAUGCUUUUAUAAGACACUUCUAAAGGACAGUCACCUCUAAAUAGCAGUCACUAUGUCCUGUUAUUUUGGUGACUUUUGUAUGGAUGUUUUAUUGUAUAUUAUAUAUUCAUUUUUGUUUUAACUGUAAUUUAUAAGUAACAGCAUUUUGUUAAACUUUUUAAAAGCCGUUAUAGGUAAUAUUUAUUUUAUCAAUAUAUGUUCCAUAUAGUUCCAAUAUUAUUAAAAUAUUGUUUUUAUUAAAAAAAAAAAAAUGUCUCAAUAAUCUACAGAGUAGUAAUUUCUUAUUAUGCUCAAUAAUAAUCUUAUAAAUAUAUUUAUGUUCAUUAUGAUAAUAUUUGUCAUUAUAAUUUUUUUUACUUGUUCUUGUAUAUGGAUAUUUAUAUAACAUGUAGUUAGAUUUGUUCUUUUAAGUUAUUGACAAUAUAGAUUAACCAACUAAAAAUGCAUUGUAAAUUGAGUUACAUACAUUUUUGCAAACUACAUUGAUUUUUAUGUUUGUUUUAUAGGGUUGCUUAGGAUUAGUUGUUUUCUGUGGGGGAUUUCAAAUUUAAUGUUUUUCAAUUUAAACCACUUGGAAAAUCAAAAAAUGACCUUAACAUUAAAAUAUUUAUAAUCAUUAUAAUAAAUUAAUAAACCAAUAUAAUCAACUACCAGU
Molecule: messenger RNA, 20404 nt
Organism: Cinara cedri
Lineage: Eukaryota; Metazoa; Arthropoda; Insecta; Hemiptera; Aphididae
Source: the annotation of a GenBank genome assembly